AUGUUUCCAUGUGUCCUUAUUAAUGCAACCAGUAGGGAACUCACUGUUGUAGCUGUAUUUUUCGAUCGCCUGAUUCAGUACUUACUUUCAUCUGUUUCUCUAAUAUUUGCAUCUACGAAAGCGUUGUGUGUAUUUGAAAAAAAUCCUGUUUGUUUGUCAGUAUAUAACUCACUUUAUCAGAGCAUGGGAAAACCUUUGCAAAUCGCAAUAUCAUUGACGAGAUUGCAGAGUAAUGGUGAUCAAGCUACUACCCAAUCUUCAAACAGUGAAUAUGAGGAAUUUGAUCACUCGCAUACAUAUGUUGCUCACAGAACAGUCGAGCGUGUACCGUUAUUAACAGAUAAUAAUACUUAUCGGGUCAUUCUUCGUCGCAAAAGCAAAUACGACGGACUGCUAGGAAAAUCAUUUAAUAAUAAUUCUCGAGUUGAAUGCCCAGGAUUUCGAAAAGUACCAGACUUAGAGCCUCUGAGAGGAACUCCACGUCUCAGCAUUGAAUUUUGCACUGAUGAAGUUUAUCUGAAGCGACAUGAAAAAUAUGAAAAGCAGGAAAAGAUGAUCAAACGACGUGACCGCAUCCGCCAACGAGAAGAGCAGUACCGGUUUGUUGCUUGA
This is a messenger RNA of Thelazia callipaeda (thelaziosis nematode), 612 nucleotides long. NCBI's taxonomy places the organism in Eukaryota, Metazoa, Nematoda, Chromadorea, Rhabditida, Thelaziidae. The record is from the annotation of a GenBank genome assembly.